UUAACUCCAAUGGCCAACCAAUUCCCCGGCGUCAGUCCAACAAUCCUGAACCACCUCGUCAAAAGCAAAAACCUCAACCAACUCUCACUACUCAACGGAGCUCGGGGCAUCGCUGCAUCGCUCAGAACAGACCCCCUCGUCGGAAUCACUGGCGACGAAGAAGACCUCGCCGCCCGUCACCAAGCCUUCGGCACAAACACCUAUCCCUCUCCUCUCAAAAAACCCUUACUCCGUUCCAUACUCAAAGCUUUCAAGGAUAGGAAGACGAUGAUCCUAUGCCUACUAGCACUUGCCGCUCUCUCUCUAGGCUUUGGGAUCAAAGAGCACGGCCUCAAAGAAGGUUGGCAGGGAGGAGGCAGCAUAUUCAUGUCCGUCAUCCUCUUCCUCGAAGUCUCAACUUUCAAAAACAACAUACACUUCAGAAUUUGGGACAAGCUCAACAAAGCAAGCGGCAACACUUUAGUUGAGGUUGUAAGAAACAGCACAAGGAAAGAGGUCUCAAUCUACGACAUCGUUGUAGGAGACAUUGUAUGCUUGAAGAUCGGAGAUCGAGUCCCCACAGAUGGCCUCUUCAUGGACGGGCACUCCCUGCGACUGGAUGAAUCCAGCAGGACUGGGGAGAGUGACCACGUGGAGGUCGACAGCACCACCAAUCCCUUCCUCUUCUCCGGCACCCUGGUGGCUGACGGCUAUGGAAAGAUGUUGGUCACGAGUGUCAGGAUGAUGAGCCAGGAUACAGCCCUGGAGGUGCCGCUACAGAUCCGCCUCAACAAGAUCACUACCUCCAUAGGAAAGAUUGGUUCAGCUGUGGCUUUUCUGGUUCAUGUCAUGUUGCUGAACCGAUACUUCACCGGGAAUACUGAAGAUGAGUCUGAUGGUACAAGGGAUAAACCAAAUGAUGCGAUCAACUUUGUCGGACGAAUGAUUUCAGCACUUGUGUCCAUGAAUGUUAUGGUUGCUAUAAUUGAUGGUUUGCAUCUGGCUGUGGCUCUCUUACUGACUCUUGAGUAUUCUAUGAAGAGGAUGAUGGCUGAUCAGGCUAUGGUGAGGAAGCUCCCCGCUUGUGAAACCUUGGGUUAUGCUACUGUCAUCUGUACACACAAGACAGGUACACUCACUACGAAUAAGAUGAAGGUGACAAAGUUUUGGUUGGGGAAGCACUCCUCUGAAGGUGGUCUUAACAUGCCAAGGUGGGUAUUGGAGCUGCUCCGCGAGGGGGCCGGCCUUAACACGACGGGUGGUGUGUAUAUGUUCCGGAAAGGGCUCAAGUUCUCUGGUAGCCCAACAGAGAAGGCGAUCCUGUCGUGGGCUGUGGCGGAUUUGGGGAUGGAUAUGGAGGAAGUGAAGAGGGAUUGUGAGAUUCUUCAUGUGGAGGCAUUCAACUCUGAGAAGAAGAGGAGUGGUGUUUUGGUGAAGAGAGAUCAUGAAUUUCAUGUGCAUUGGAAAGGAGCAGCUGAGAUGAUCCUUGCAAUGUGCUCACACUACUAUGAUUUGGAUGGUAACAAAAAAGAUUUGAAUGAUGAAGAGAUGAUGAAUUUCUAUCACAUCAUUCAACGCACGGCUGCUUCAGGCUUUAGGUGCGUUGCUUUUGCACACAAACAACUCUCUCAUUCCGAGUGUGACGAGGUGAAGAAAAUUCAAGAAGAUGCCAUGGUUCUACUAGGCGUAGUUGGUCUAAAAGAUCCAUGCCGGCCUGGGGUGAAGAAGGCUGUUGAAGAUUGCCAGUACGCAGGUGUGGAUGUGAAGAUGAUCACCGGCGACAACGUGUUCACGGCCAAGGCCAUAGCCACAGAGUGUGGAAUACUCCGUCGAGGCCAAAAUCAAGACGGAUGUGUAGUUGAAGGAGCUGAGUUCCGUAACUACACAGACGAGGAGCGGAUGGAGAGGGUCGAGGGCAUCCGCGUGAUGGCAAGAUCCUCCCCAACAGACAAGCUCCUCAUGGUGCAGUGCUUAAAGAAGAAAGGCCAUGUGGUGGCAGUCACAGGACACAGCAUGAACGAUGCACCGGCAUUGAAGGAGGCCGACAUAGGCCUAGCGAUGGGGAUCCAAGGCACAGAGUUGGCAAAAAAGAGUUCUGAUAUAGUAAUCACGGAUGAUAACUUUGCGUCUGUGGUUAAAGCCUUGAAAUGGAGUAGAUGGGCCUACAUCAACAUACAGAAGUUCAUUCAGUUUCUGCUGACAGCGCGUAUUGCGGCGCUGGCCUUUGACACUGUGGCGGCGAUCUCGUCCGAGAGGGUGCCACUGAGGACAGUGCAGAUGAUGUGGGUGAAUCUGUUCAUGAACACGCUCAGGGAGCUGGCUCUUGACAUGGAGAAGUCAACGAAGGAUCGACUAAUGGAGAGACAGCCCAUGCGGCGGGAUGAGCCGUUGAUCAGUAAAGUGAUGUGGAGGAAUCUGAUGACCCAGGCUGUGUACCAGAUUGUGGCGCUGUUGGUACUGCAGUUUAGAGGAGAAAAUACCAUGGUCUUUAACACGUUUAUAUUGUGUCAGGUGUUUAAUGCGUUCAAUGCUACGAAGCUGGAGAGGAGGAAUGUGUUUGAGGCAUUGCACAAGAACAAGGUGUUUGUGGGGAUUGCGGGAAUGACUUUGCUUGUUCAUGUGUUGAUGAUGGAGAUGUUGAACGAUUUUGCGUAUACUGAGAGGCUGAGUUUGGUACAGUGGUGGAUUUGUGUUGGGAUUGCCGCUGCUGCUUGGCCUAUUGCUUGCCUUGUGAAGCUCAUACCGCUUCCCGAUUGGAAAAUGGUUGGAGCAACUACCGAACCAACUGCCCACCCAUAAAACUCUACUAUUUUCGUACGGUAAUAAAAUUUUAUAAGGCAUUAGUAUCAUUAUUUCUUGUUAUGCAAGUCAGGGAUUGAACUUCAAGUGGUGA
This is a messenger RNA of Salvia hispanica, 2872 nucleotides long. NCBI's taxonomy places the organism in Eukaryota, Viridiplantae, Streptophyta, Magnoliopsida, Lamiales, Lamiaceae. The record is from RefSeq and is a predicted model, not a curated record.